Molecule: messenger RNA, 816 nt
Organism: Emericellopsis atlantica
Lineage: Eukaryota; Fungi; Ascomycota; Sordariomycetes; Hypocreales; Bionectriaceae
Exons: 1
Coding region: 114-533 (139 amino acids)
Source: RefSeq, a predicted model, not a curated record
GCAUAAGCGCGCGAGAAGGAGCGAUACAAAAAAAGUCUAUCUUUCCCCUCUAGUAAAUAAACUAGUUCUACGGAUUCAUACACAUACUAUUCGAUAUCGUCUUACUACGCACCAUGUCUCUCCCAGUGUCUUCGCCACCGCCACAGCCCUACCCAACCACCCAGUCGUACUUCCAGCUAGCAACGCCUCCAGCCACAAGCUCGCCUCCCCCUGGCUACCAGCCGCGCAGAGACGGUCCCCUAGAGCUAUACCUACCGCGGCCGGCCCGGCGCUCGCCGAACCUCGACGACCAGAUCCUCUGUGCGCAAGAGGUCGCCGAGGACAGUCGGAUACAGCAGAAGGCGAUACGCGCGCGGCGGGAAGACGAGGAGCACUCUUCCAUCGCCGACAGCGAGACAACGCUUUGGUUGGCGAGAAACUCGAACGACAUGGUCGGUUAUGCCUACAGUCCUACUAGAAGGAGACCUUUGCAUCUCCUGUCCAAUCACUUUGCCUUAUUCUGCUCUCACAAGAGAAGGCUCUACUACCCCUGAAUCUAACUCAAUCUCCGGAACAUCCGUGUGUCCGUAACGGGAUCAACUUUUACAGCAAAACACACACUAAUUACAAAUGAUAUGACAACCGCUUGCCAUCAGUUCUCUAGUUCAGAUAGAUGCCGUUUGCUAGCCGCCCGUCAAGCUGGUCAGACCACCAAGGAGGUAUGAGCAACAAAUUGCAUCUACUGUCAUUGUGACGGCACAUAUCUCCGAUAUCCUGCGGGGUGACCCUUAUUCAACGCUAUUACUUUACUGAAGUGACGGCACCUUCUAAAAUUUU